UAUGGAAAUUUAUAAAAAAUUUUGAUCCAGCAGAAAAAAGUCAUAAACAAUACAAAAAGAGGAACUAAAUAAAUUUCGAUUGACCGCUUUUCUGUCAAACGCUUCUCUGUAUUCGACACGAGAUGAUCUGUCUUGAAACUCGACAUUUUAACAUCCACAGAAUUCUAUUGCUUGUCAUGGGUUUGUGGCCUUUUUACCAACGAUCGCCAAUUGUUCAACUUCAGUUAAUUUUAAUUCUUGGCAUUGUGAUCAGUUUUAUUAUAUCCCAAUUCGCAACAUUGCUAACAUCAAAAUGUACUCCAGAAAUCAUUCACAAGAUUUUAUCUACUUCAUUAUUUUGCGUCUGUGGUGUGAUCAAAUACAAUUCGUUUUGGAUGAACGCCGAAACUGUAAGAGUGUUAUUAAUCAAUUAUACAUUAGCGAUAAGUGGUAUCUUUAAAUAUUAAACUUAAAUAAAUCAAAUUUUCAUAUUCUUUAUCUAUUAGGAUUUCGAGUUAAUCCGGUUAUUCCUAAUUUUAUUUCAUGAUUAUCUUUUCGAUUUGAUUUUCUAUCCUAUUAUAACUA
Molecule: messenger RNA, 564 nt
Organism: Vollenhovia emeryi
Lineage: Eukaryota; Metazoa; Arthropoda; Insecta; Hymenoptera; Formicidae
Exons: 2
Coding region: 123-446 (107 amino acids)
Source: RefSeq, a predicted model, not a curated record